AGCAAUAGCCUAAAACUAGUGAAUUUUUCGUAAUAAUUGAAAUUGAAAUUAACGAUAGCAAGCUAAUUGCGACAGUAAUAACAAUAACAGCAGCAGCCCAUACAAUGCCACUGUUUGGUAAAUCACAGAAGACUCCAGCCGAGUUGGUUAAGUCGCUAAAGGAGGCUAUUAACGCACUGGAGGCGGGCGAUCGCAAGGUGGAGAAAGCACAAGAAGAUGUUAGCAAAAAUCUGGUGUCCAUUAAGAAUAUGCUGUACGGUAGCAGCGAUUCGGAACCCCCAGCGGAUUACGUUGUGGCCCAACUGUCGCAAGAGUUGUACAAUAGCAAUUUGCUGCUGCUAUUGAUACAGAAUCUGCAUCGCAUCGACUUUGAGGGUAAGAAGCAUGUGGCACUCAUAUUUAACAAUGUGUUGCGCCGACAGAUUGGUACGCGGUCGCCCACAGUCGAAUACAUAUGCACCAAGCCGGAGAUACUCUUUACACUGAUGGCCGGCUACGAGGAUGCGCAUCCGGAAAUAGCGCUCAACUCGGGCACCAUGCUUCGUGAGUGCGCACGUUACGAGGCGCUGGCGAAGAUAAUGCUGCAUUCGGACGAGUUCUUCAAGUUCUUCCGCUAUGUAGAGGUGUCAACCUUUGACAUAGCAUCCGACGCCUUCUCCACAUUCAAGGAGCUGUUGACGCGUCACAAGCUGCUCUGCGCCGAGUUUCUGGACGCCAACUACGAUAAAUUCUUCUCGCAACAUUACCAGCGUUUGUUGAACUCGGAGAAUUAUGUGACACGGCGCCAGAGCUUGAAGCUGCUAGGCGAACUGCUGCUGGAUAGGCACAACUUUACGGUUAUGACGCGGUAUAUAUCAGAGCCCGAGAACCUGAAGCUGAUGAUGAACAUGCUCAAGGAGCGUUCGCGCAACAUACAGUUUGAGGCGUUUCACGUCUUCAAGGUGUUUGUGGCGAAUCCAAACAAGCCGAAGCCUAUACUGGACAUCCUGCUGCGUAACCAAACGAAGUUGGUCGACUUUCUCACCAGCUUCCAUACGGAUCGAUCCGAGGACGAGCAGUUCAAUGACGAGAAAGCCUAUCUUAUUAAGCAGAUAAGGGAACUGAAACCGCUGCCCGAGGCUUAGUGGGCGGUGGCGGCAGCGGCUGCAACGGGCGACGGUGACGGUGACUGCGACUGUGCUGGCAACGUCGAAAGAGAUCAUGAGAACGAGUAUAAGAAGGAGAACAACAACAACAACAGCAACACGUAUGCCUUGGCUGACGAACGCAGGACGACAGACAAAAGACGAUGACGAAGACAGACAAUAUAAAUUAAUAAAUAUGAUUAUUUGUGUGUGUGUGGCAUUUGCAUAUUAUGCUCUGCCAAAGGUAAAGCCAAUACAAAUGCAAAUGCAGUGCGUGCACAUAUUUGGUCACAACACAGCAAGACGAAGACGAUGACGACAGCACUUGUGAGUAACUAAACAAUAAUUUAGACAAAGCAAACAACAAAAUGAUAACGAUAAAUAACGAUAAAGCAAAAUACAUAAGUAGUAACAACAAAUACAAACUCACACACACACACAUGCGUACACAUUCUAUUUGUAUUUGUAAUAGUGUUAAAGAUGAAAAUGCAGCCGCAGCUUUCUGCAAAUUAAACUAAACGAAGAAAAAAAACACAGAUACACACAUAUACAAACACAAACAAUAAUUUACAUAUGUAUAUAAUUAUAUAUAUAUACCUUAACUUUUCUUUCGUUCUGUGUAGCGCAAUUUUCCUGUGUCCAAAUCCAGCGCUGUAUUGGGCUCGGGCUCGACCUAUGUAUGUCAAAUUUGCUUUUAACUUGUACACAGUUUGGUUUGUUGUUCUGAUUAAGUCGAUCCUCGCUCGAUUCUAGACCUAUAUAUACCUACAUACAUUCAUACAUAUGUAUGUAAGUUUGAUGCUGCUACUAUAAAAAAGUUUUGUUCGUUUUUUUUUAAUUUCAUUUUUUGCCUAUUUAAAUAGUUGUAAUGAAAUUUAGCGUUUUUGAAACGAAAUCCCCAGGACAAUGAAGAUAACAUGUGGUUUGACUUAAUAUUUAGACAUUAAACAUUUCAAAUGUAUGCCGAAAUUAACAAGUAUGGUAAAUUAUUAUAAAAAUAUGC
Molecule: messenger RNA, 2127 nt
Organism: Drosophila busckii
Lineage: Eukaryota; Metazoa; Arthropoda; Insecta; Diptera; Drosophilidae
Gene: Mo25
Product: protein Mo25
Exons: 1
Coding region: 105-1124 (339 amino acids)
Biological process (GO): intracellular signal transduction
Molecular function (GO): protein serine/threonine kinase activator activity
Source: RefSeq, a predicted model, not a curated record